This is a messenger RNA of Callorhinchus milii (elephant shark), 7341 nucleotides long. It is a transcript of the gene kif13a, whose product is annotated as kinesin family member 13A. Gene Ontology annotation, cellular component: adherens junction. The transcript has 40 exons. The coding region runs from base 26 to 6106 and encodes 2026 amino acids. The record is from RefSeq and is a predicted model, not a curated record. Gene Ontology annotation, molecular function: microtubule binding; microtubule motor activity; cell adhesion molecule binding. Gene Ontology annotation, biological process: microtubule-based movement; regulation of protein localization. NCBI's taxonomy places the organism in Eukaryota, Metazoa, Chordata, Chondrichthyes, Chimaeriformes, Callorhinchidae.
CCCAGGAAAAAGUCGGUGAAAAAAAAUGUCGGGCUCCAAGGUGAAAGUGGCAGUGAGGGUCCGGCCGAUGAACCGACGAGAAAUUGAACUCAACACAAAGUGUGUGGUGGAAAUGGAAGAGAAUCAGACCGUCCUUCACCCACCGCCUUCCACCAACGCGACCAAGGGAGACAACAGGAAAGUCCCUAAGGUAUUUGCUUUUGACUAUUGCUUCUGGUCCAUGGAUGAAGCCAACAAAGCAAAAUAUGCAGGUCAAGAAAUUGUUUUCAAGUGCCUUGGUGAAGGCAUACUUGAGAAUGCAUUUCAAGGUUAUAAUGCAUGUAUCUUUGCCUACGGGCAGACAGGCUCAGGAAAAUCUUUCUCAAUGAUGGGCAACGUCGAGCAGCCGGGCCUUAUUCCCCGUCUAUGUGGUGCUUUGUUCGAAAGAGUCUCGAAAGAAGAGUGUGAAUCUCACACAUUUAAAGUGGAAGUAUCGUACAUGGAGAUCUACAACGAAAAAGUCCGGGACCUCCUUGAUCCAAAAGGGAGUCGCCAUUCCCUGAAAGUGCGAGAGCACAAGGUCCUGGGCCCCUAUGUAGAUGGAUUGUCACAGUUGGCUGUUACUGGGUUUGAGGAUAUUGAGUCUCUGAUGUCCGAAGGGAACAAAUCUCGAACGGUUGCUGCCACCAACAUGAAUGAAGAAAGCAGCCGCUCCCACGCUGUGUUCAACAUUAUUUUAACUCAGACACUUUAUGAUGUCCAAAGUAGUACCUCCGGAGAAAAAGUGAGCAAGCUGAGCCUUGUGGACCUGGCUGGGAGUGAGAGGGUUUCGAAGACGGGAGCUGCAGGGGAACGACUGAAGGAAGGCAGCAACAUUAACAAAUCUCUUACCACCCUGGGGUUAGUUAUUUCUGCAUUGGCUGAUAAAGUAGGAGGGAAGAGCAAAAACAAGUUUGUGCCUUACAGAGACUCUGUGCUCACCUGGCUUCUCAAGGAUAACUUGGGAGGAAACAGUAAAACCGCCAUGAUAGCCACCAUUAGCCCCUCCGGGGACAACUACGAAGAAACAUUGUCCACACUGAGGUACGCAGACCGGGCAAAGCGAAUCGUCAACCACGCAGUGGUUAAUGAAGAUCCAAAUGCCAAGAUCAUCCGAGAGCUACGUGAAGAGGUGGAGAAACUUAAGGAGCAGCUGAACCAGGCAGAGUCACUGAAAGCUCCAGAGCUCAAGGAGAAAUUGGAUGAAUCAGAAAAACUCAUAAAAGACCUGACUGUCACCUGGGAGGAGAAACUGAGGAAAACGGAGGAAAUCGCACAGGAGAGGCAAAAGCAACUUGAGAGUAUGGGCAUUUCUCUGGAGUCAUCUGGUAUCAAAGUUGGGGACGACAAAUGUUUUCUGGUCAACCUGAACGCUGAUCCUGCACUCAAUGAACUUCUUGUGUAUUAUUUGAAGGCUCACACCAGAGUUGGGGCAGAUAAAUCUCAGGACAUUCAGCUGUGUGGGAUUGGAAUUCAGCCUGAGCACUGUGUCAUUGACAUUGCACCAGAUGGGGAUGUUAUCCUCACCCCCAAGGAAAAUGCCAGGACCUGCUUGAAUGGUGCUCUGUUACGUGUUCCAAACUCCCUCUGGCACGGGGACAGAAUUCUAUGGGGAAACAACCACUUCUUUAGAAUUAAUCUACCUACGAGGAAGAGGAGGGACAAGUUAAAAGAAUAUGAAAGUGAGGCAACUCGCGAAGGUGCCACAGAACAGGACAUGGAGACGGCAAGUGAAGCUUCCUCCGAACCGGACUAUAGCUAUGAGUUUGCACAGAUGGAAGUCAUGAUGAAAGCCCUGAGCAGUAAUGAUCCUGUACAGAAUGUCGUGCAGAUUCUCGAGAAGCAGUACCUGGAGGAGAAACAUAAUGCACUGGAAGAGCAGCGGCUGAUGUAUGAACGGGAGCUGGAACUGCUUCGGCAGCAGCUAUCCCCAGACAAACUGCACAGACACAGCAUCGAGAGGCUGUCCUUCACCUCACAAACCGCACAGCAGAAAGUCAAACUUUGGUCUGAAGAGAGAGAUCAGCUGUUCCGGCACAGCCUGGCCAAGCUGAGAGAGCAGAUAGUGAGAGCCAACACUUUGGUGAGAGAGGCCAACUUUCUGGCAGAAGAGAUGACCAAGCAGACGGAUUACCAAGUCACCCUGCAAAUCCCAGCAGCAAACCUCAGUGCUAACAGAAAGAGAGGAGCGAUUGUGAGUGAGCCAGCGAUUCAAGUGCGGCGCAGGGGAAAAGGCACCCAAGUGUGGACCAUUGAGAAGCUGGAGAACAAACUGAUUGACAUGAGGGAUCUCUAUCAGGACUGGAAGGAGAAGGAUAUGGUGGAGUAUUACAAUAAAAUUCUCAGUAAACGUGGGGAUCCUUUCUACGAGGCUCAGGAAAACCAUAACCUGAUUGGUGUAGCGAAUGUCUUCUUGGAGUGUCUGUAUCACGAUGUGAGGCUUCAGUAUGCGGUUCCUAUCAUCAGCCAGCAGGGGGAGGUAGCCGGACGACUGCAUGUGGAGCUCAUGCGUGUGAGCGGUGCUGUUCCCGAGCGUCUGGAAGGCGGGGAUGAUUCCUCUGAGAACUCCAGCGAAAGCGGGAGCUACGAAGUCAUGGACAGCAAUGGCGAAAUCGUGCACAUGGCAAAGAAAUUAACCUGCAGGGUAAAAAUAAAAGAAGCGACAGGAUUGCCCCCCAACCUCUCAAACUUUGUCUUCUGCCAAUACACCUUUUGGGAUCACUCCGAACAAACAGUGGCUCCUCCCAUGGUUAACCCAGAUAUGCCGUCCAUUCAAAACAAGGCUGUUCAAUAUACUGUCAAAUUCGACCACUGUAAGGAUUUUGUGGUACAUGUUACCGAGGAGUUCCUGGAGUUUAUUUCAGAAGGAGCUCUAGCAAUUGAAGUAUGGGGCCAUCGAUGCGCAGGUAAUGGCAGGACCCACUGGGAGGUUGAUGCACUGCAAGCAAAAACUCGCACACUGCGAGACAGGUGGAGUGAAGUCACACGUAGGAUUGAGAUGUGGAUCUCCGUUCAAGAGCUGAAUGAAAUGGGAGAGUACACUGCAGUGGAACUGAAUCAAGCAAAGGACGUCAACACAGGGGGUGUCUUCCAGCUGAGACAGGGUCACUCCCGCAGGAUUCAGGUUGCAGUCAAACCUGUCCAGCACUCUGGGACGUUGCCACUUAUGGUGGAAGCUAUUCUAGCUGUCUCUGUGGGAUGCAUCACUGCUCGGUCCACUAAACUCCAGAGGCCCUUGGAUAGUUACCAGAAAGAGGAGAAGGAGGAUAUGGAUAGUUAUCAGGAGGAAGAUUUGAACGAGGUCCGAGAGAAAUGGUCUGACGCAUUGAUGAAGCGUCGAGAAUACUUAGAUGAACAAAUUCAGAAAGUCAUAAAGAAACAAGAAAAAACCGAAGAUGACGUAGAGCGGGAGGCACGGCUGGUGGAACAAUGGGUCGGUCUGACCGAGGAGAGGAAUGCUGUGCUUGUACCGGCUCCAAGCAGUGGAAUCCCAGGAGCUCCUGCUGACUGGAUACCACUGCCAGGAAUGGAAGCUCACUUUCCAGUACUCUUCCUUGAUUUAAAUGCCGAUGAUCUCAGUGCCAAUGAGCAGCUCACAGGUCCCCACGCACCAGGAGUGAACUCGAUCUUACCAAAGGAACAUGGCAGCCAGUUCUUCUAUUUGCCCAUCAUCAAGCACAGUGAGGAGGAGGUCUCGGCAGUUGCAUCCUGGGACACCUCGGUCCACGAUUCUGUGCAUUUAAACAAAGUGACUCCGCAGAAUGAGCGGGUUUAUUUGAUUGUAAAGAGUACAGUGCAGCUGAGCCACCCAGCUGCUGUGGAACUAGUACUACGCAAGCGAAUUGCUGUCAAUGUUUACAACAAGCAGAGUUUUACGCAGAGUUUGAAACGACGAAUGUCCUACAAAAACAUUCUGCAUUCCUGUGGCGUUACAUAUGAAAUAGUCUCAAACAUACCGAAGGCCUCAGAAGAGCCUGAGGAUCGAGAGACCCUGGCAUUAAUGGCAGCAAAGGGUGAAAUCGACAGCUCGGGCAAUGGAGAAACCUACAUUGAGAAAUAUACCAGAGGAGUGUUGGAGGUGGAGAACAUCCUGAGCCUGGAGCGCCUCCGUCAGGCAGUCACAGUCAAAGAAGCACUUUCAUCCAAAGGAAGGCAUAUGAAGAGGAGUAUCAGCACACCUAACGUGCACCAUGUCUCCAAUAGCCGAUUAGAUGUCUCUGGAUAUGAGGAUGAAGAGUACAGGGGUCGUUCGGAAAGUCAUCAUGACAUUUCUGACUGCCUGUCUAACUCUCAGGACUGUUCCUGGUAUGCAACCCUACCGAAAGAUUCCCCGCGCCGAGUGAAAGAUACUGCAGGUUCCACACCAGAGAGCCCACACUCGUUCAUGGGGAGUCCCCUCAAAGCCUUUUCUCCUCAGCCACCGAAGUUCCUGAAAUCGCUAAUGCCUGUGAAAGAGGAACGGAAAGGCAAGCAGCUCAUAGAGUCCAAACCACUACUGGGAAAUGAGAGCAUGUCUCCCAUUCAGGAUAAAAGCAUGCUGAUACAUAGCACUAGCAGUGUUGUGCCUACAGGAAGCAGUGCCACAAACAUGCCAGUAGAAAGCAGUAACCAAAAUGAGGAUACGUUUGACUCCGAAGAAGAGGAUUUUGAAGUCGAGAGCAUCAACAAGAAAAUCAGUGGUUCCCAAGGUUUUCACAAUUUGCAACCUUACAUUCCUGAAGAUUUUGCAGACUUUGAAGUGUACAAUGCUAGCCUAGAGAACAGGGAUAUGUUUUCCUCCAAACCAGAAUUCUUGAGCUCUCGCCUCCUUGAAAACGAGGUCUCUCGCAGUCCAACUACCAGCAGUAUGACCAGUGGCUACUUCUCCCACAGUGCCUCCAAUGCAACCCUCUCUGACGCAGUGUUCACUGGCAGUGAAAGCACUGACCAGCUGGCCAGCCAGGUGAGAGACCCUGAGCUACAUGACACAAUGUCGCGGGCCAGCAUAUCCCAUUUGAAAUCACCUUCUGAGAAAGAAGAGGAAAUUGAGGGGCAAAGCAGCGACUUGAAGAAAGACUCACACAGAAAAAUACCGCUCCCCAAAAAUUGUGCCUUUGUGAAUGAAACCUCAGUAUUGCAGCAGUUUAUUGAGUCAAAGUCAAUACUGGUCUAUAGAUCCAUAUCAGAUGUGUGCGCAUCGGAGACUUUGACCUGCACAAAUCCAUUAUCACAGGAUGCUAUGUCAGACGAUACAGGAGAAGAUCAUUCUUUCAGCUCAGUAGUGAAUGUAGGAAUGUUUAACAGCCAGGAUUUCACAGAUUUUCAGGGGGUUGAGGAAACCAAGCAGGACCUGGAGCCUGCUGACGAAGCCAUGGUCUACAGCACAGGUUCAUCCUCUGACUCCAACCGCCUUUCUGUAGAUAGUCUGGAAAUGGAUGAGAAGUGGCAGAGUACUCCAGUGGGAUGUGCUAAUGACCUUUCCAGACUACCCGAGGAGCCGUGCAGUGUUGUAUGUGACCAGUCGCAAACGGCAGUGCUCGAUAACAGGUUAGCACAUACCCUGGGUAGCCCACAGUACUGUGAGGAAGCUGACCACGAAGAAGCCUUGGAUAACUCUCCAAGCCCAAAUAACCCUGUUGCAAAGAGCCAUUCAGAUUCCUCAGAUUUUGAGGACAGUGCCUCGGGAGAGCAGGGUGAGCCUAUACCAAGCUGGGUCACACCGGGAGAGCUCGUGUCUAUUGGAAACAAGAUUGGAACCAUUCGAUAUGUUGGUGCGGUGGAUUUCUCUGCUGGGAUCUGGAUUGGGGUGGAACUUGAAACUCCAGCAGGGAAGCAUCAGGGCACCAUUCAAGGGAAAGAAUACUUCCAAUGUAGUCCAGAUUACGGGAUCUUUGUACGUCCAAACCGACUCGUCAGAGUCAACACAGUAAAGCAGCGUAAUAGCACUUCUCAAGGUCAGAGUUCCACCAACCAUGAGAAGCGGAAAAGUGCCAGCCCUCCCAGACCCCAGACCACCUCAUCCAUGAAACCAGAAGGAGCAGUGCUUCAUCAGUCUGGAGAUACAGCAACUUCCAGGAAACCGAAUAACAGAAAGUCCUGGAUUAACUGAGUUCCAACGUUUGCACUUAAUACACAUCACUGUAUAGAACUUUAGUGGAGUGUUUUAUAGAAUGUACAUUGCUUUUUUAAAAAUAUAUAUUAUAUAUUACUGAUUGUGUGAUAUAGAAAAUAGCCUAAAUUCUUUCAAUUUUACGUUAUUUUAAAAAGGAUAUCUGUUGAUAACAUCUUAAAAGCACACAGAAACUUGGCGAAGUAAAUGUUCCCAAGACUUCUGUUAAUACAGCAUCAGCUUCUAAUAUUACAAAGUAAUAUUUGAGGUGUAUUUUAAUCAGGAAAUAGAUACUUUAUUAAUACAAACACAACUGGGAUGGAAAUCACAACAUGAAAAUCUGUAAAUUUGUUCUCAAUUACCAAAGAUCUUGAUUAGUUUCAAAAAAUUUUUUGCGUUGUUUGCCCAUUUUAAAAUUGUGUUCCAACUUGUAGAUAUGUUUUUAGUAACCUGUGCCAUGUUGAGGGGGGUGUUCCUCUGUAUUAUGCUGCCUUAUUUUUGUGCCCAAUGAGCGCACUGAAGCAAAACUGACCUUUUCUAUUCAGCUUUGUCUUCCAAAGCUUGCCACUGUGCUGACUUGGCAUUGCAGUAUAAAUUGGUGUACAUUCAAUCGACAUGUUGAACUCAAUGCCUGAGACUUUGUAUGUUGCAGGUCUGAACGUUAAUGCUCUGAUUUGCCUGUUCGGCAGUUUAUUGCUAAAACAGUAUUACUGCAGGAAUGCAGGGGGUAGACUGCAGAUUUGUUGCAAAGGUUUACGAAAAGCUGUGUAUGCAUGCAUGCGUUUGCUGAUGGAAGCAAAGUGAUGGUACAUUUGGCAACAAUAUUGUAUAUAAUGGGAGAUCUUGUUGGAUGAUUGGUUAAAUAAUUUAUACAUAGAUUAUAUAUAAUGACUUGAGGGAUUUUCUGCAUUCCUGUGCAGUAAAAGAUGUAAUCCAAUGGACUAAACACUGUUUCAAGAAGCCAUCCAGUGUACAUAGAGUUGUGCAAAAUUGUUGGUACGUAAGAGGCGGUCUGUGAAAAGAACUGUCCGACUGUCAGUUUUAAUAAUGAAAAACUUGGGACUUGCUCAAGAGCUGCUGUUCUUCUGAAUUAGUUUUGUAUAAAUAUUUUCCUCCUUUAGUUUUUUUUGUAUUACUGUGUACAGUUGUAAUUUAUAUUUUAUUUCAGCAAUACUGUAUUUAAUUGGUACAGAAUUUCAGUGUUUUAGAAUACAAACUGUACUUCAGCUUGGAAA